Paramormyrops kingsleyae is the source of this 4489-nucleotide messenger RNA. RefSeq names its product chemokine (C-C motif) receptor 10 (gene ccr10). Gene Ontology annotation, biological process: immune response; G protein-coupled receptor signaling pathway; cell chemotaxis. Gene Ontology annotation, cellular component: external side of plasma membrane; membrane. The record is from RefSeq and is a predicted model, not a curated record. Gene Ontology annotation, molecular function: C-C chemokine receptor activity; C-C chemokine binding. Lineage: Eukaryota; Metazoa; Chordata; Actinopteri; Osteoglossiformes; Mormyridae.
UAACCUAACGACAGCCUAUACGAGCAAAGUAAAAGCAGUCCAGUACAGACCACUGUGGUAUGCUGUAAAGAACAUUACACCAGUUGAUGUCUUCUUCAUGUUCACUUAGAUUAACCACAAAAUUACCUUCCAGUUAAAUAUGUAUCAGACUACUUUAUUACAGUUCGAGAAAGAACAAUCCAGGUCUUAAAUCCAGUACCAUAUGAACUGAAACAAUAGAAUCAGUAUGCAUUCUAAGGUCAUUUUUCACUUUUACUAAUGAAGUUUCAGUACUGCAACCUGAUCUAAAACUCGAUUGUCAUUUCUCAUGAAUAUUGUUCUUAUGAAAGAAAUCAAUUAACAUUUAAACUUUUAAUAGCAACACACCAUUUAUUCUAUUGUUUGACUGAGGAAUGGUAGAUUGGACAUUGAUGUAAAAUUACUCAAAAUAAGUUGUUUCUUAAACAAGGGUUUGACUACAGCUGUUUUGAGUUCCUCUGGAAAUAUGCUCAUAUACAGGCAACAGCUUGUUCUAUCUAACACAAUGUCAUUAACAUUAUUAUAAAAGUCUUAUAUAAAGCGUUGGAAUUCUAUCCAAAAUGCAGCUGGAAGACCGGCGCUGAAAAACAAUUUUACAAGGCUUCUUUCUACCUAUUUUUCUAAAAACAUCUAUAGUGUCUUGUGGAUGAGAAAAUAUAGGAAUCAAUCUUGGACCUGCAGGAAAUACUGCAUUAAAAUUAAAAAUCAUGAUUUUCUUUUUGAAAAACAAUGCAUAUUCCCAACACUUGGUCAGAGAAGCCUCAUCAAUCAUUUAGAGUCAUUUAUCACCCUGGGAAAAAAUAGCUGUGCCUUUCUGUAUGCAUUAUUUUGUUUUAAUAUUGUAUAGCCAAUUUUAAAAAUAUAAUAUAAUAAUAUAAUAAAAUUAAUACUUGAACUCAACUACAGUUUUCUCAAUAACCUUUCAACUUUAAGAGCACUCUCUGCAUCUCUGUGCCAGUUUGGCUUUGGUUAGUGGCUUGCUUUUCAGUUCCUAAGGUGCAGCUAAAUCUAGUGUGGAGAACCACGAGUUCACCUUUGGUUCCAUAACACUUUUUAUGAACAAAGGUAACUAUACAGUACAUACUGUAGUGAUCAAAGAUGACAAUGUCAAUAAUUCAGUGCACAUUAACAUAUAACUUUUAAGUAAUGACUGGGUUCAAUGUAUGCAUGGCCAAAAUAUUGAAUUGGUCUAACAUCUUGGCUAAAUUCCAGUACCUUUAAAAGCUUUAUAAACACCAAAGCCUUUUGGUUUGAGGUAUUGUCAACAUUAAGAUUAAAAUCGCCAGUCAAGAGUGUAUUGCCUUAAAGAACAAUGCAGAUAGUAGUUUGGGCAAUUCGGGAGGGUUAGAAACUGCAUUGACUGUUGACCUUUUAGCACAGUAGCUAAGAACAGUCUCCUUUGCAGCUUAAACUGAUGCAUAAAAUAGCAGCUACUCUAGCCACUUUCUUACUGUCAUAUGCUUCAUGGAGGACGCUGAAAUUCUGCAGAGAAAUUUAGGUAAAGAAAGUCAUGCCAGGUUUCAGUAAGUAACACAAAAUCUCCCUUCUGAUCAUAAAACAUUUGAUCUUCAUUGUGGGUUCCUUGGUGUACUGGACUGAGGUGCUUGACAAUUACAUUAAUCACAUUUGAUAAUUUUAUCCCUCUUUUUUCUAUUAUAAGAUAUAUUAGAAUUGACCCAUAUACAGUAUACUAAAUUGUUUAGCACGUGAUAGUUGGCUAUUAUAGGGAAACAUGGGUUACUGUCUAUGUCAAAAGCGUUAUUCAUUCAUACACCAACGUUUUCUCAGCUAUCAUACAGAGAUCUCUAACAUCAGGGUGCACAUCAUCACAUUUAAAACAUAUACAGGCCUUUUCCAGAAUAAAGACAUCAGUUCUUUAUCAAUGCAUUAAAUGCAGAAAGUCUACUAAAAUAAUCACAGCUUCAUAAACAGUCCGUUUUCAGUAUAGCUUAGCUACCAACCUCAUUAAAAAUGUGAAACCCUCCUAUAACACUACUGUACAUACUGGCUGGAUCAUUAUUUUCAACAAUCAAUCGAAUAGCCUAUUUUUCAGCAGCUACGGAUGCAUGCCAUCUAUAAGUAGAACACCUACACAAGUGAUUUCAGCAACACUUAUAUCAAAAUUCCUAAUAAUGGAAACACCAACUGAUGAGGUGUGGUUGGACUUCGGGUUUUCAAUGUUACUGGUGCUACUACUGCUCCCUGCAAACAGGCAAUGAAAGGAUUUGACUAUAAAUCUGCCCAGAUUUCGCAAGUUUAAAUUCAAGCAAGCUUUUCCCACAUAUGGCCUCCCAAAUGCUUUUCUAUAACAUGGAGGAGUACAGCUAUGAGAAUGACAGCUACGAUAACGACACCUUCCAGGAGUUGUGCGAAACCAACUGGACCGAAAAGUUUUCCAUUAAAGUGGUCCAGAUGAGCAUUUUCUCAGUGGUGUUCCUUCUGGGCUUCCUGGGGAACCUGCUGGUGAUCACCACCUUCACCCUGUACCGCCGGCUGUGCCUGCGCUCCAUGACGGACGUCUUCCUCUUCCACCUGGCCGUGUGUGACAUGCUGCUGCUGUUCACCAUCCCGCUGCAGGCCGGUGACAUACUUCUGGACAACUGGCCGUUUGGCAGUAUCCUCUGUAAGAUGAUGCACAGCCUGUACGCCAUCAACACCUACAGCGGCCUGCUGCUACUGGCCUGCAUCAGCGUGGACCGCUACGUGGUGAUUGUGCAGACACGCGCCGCGCAACGCCUGCGCCGGGGGCAGCUGCACUACAGCAAGCUGGUCGUGCUUGGGGUGUGGCUGGUCUCCCUGCUCCUCAGCCUGCCGGAGAUCAUCUUCGUGAGUGUGGAUGAGGAAUCCAUGCAGUGCGAGCUGCAGUCGACCUGGGAGGUCAGGAUGGCCACGCGGUACACCCAGAUCGCCGGCUUCUGCCUGCCCUUCCUGGUGAUGCUGGUGUGCUACUCCCUGAUUGGCCGCAUGCUGCUGAGGGGGCAGGGCUGGCGUCGGCAGCGCACCCUCCGGCUCAUCCUGCUCCUGCUGCUGGUGUUUGUGCUCUUCCAGCUUCCUCACACCCUCGUGAUCUCCCUCAAGGUGGCGGGUGUCAUCACCACGUGCACCCAGUGGAACGCCACCCUCAUGGCCGAGUAUGUCACAAGGAGCCUGGCUUACACACGCUGCAGCCUGAACCCCCCACUCUACGCCCUCGUGGGCGUCCGCUUCCGUAGUGAUGUCCAGAAGCUUCUCAGUAGCAUGGGCUGCCUGUGUGGCGGCGCCUCAACCUCGCUUUCCGAAAGCUGCGGCUCCACCACCCCCACGCUGCCAACAUCCAGGUCGUUCCUCACAUCCACCUCCACCACCUUCCUCCCCACUCCGUUGUCGCCCAUCCUCCCAGAUCUCCGAAAGCCACCCUGCGCCUUGCCCAUCAUCCAUCCAGCCCACGUGAAGGAGUACAUCACUUCCUCAAACUACUGUUCUGAGCUGCACCACCAUGUUUCCUGAAAUGUGCCAUUUCCUGUGGUUAUCAAGAGCCUCCAUAUGAAGACUGGUGAAGUUUAACCUCAGCGAGAAGUGUAUGUGGAAAUGUUAACAUGAAGCGAAAAGUUAUAAUACAUUAUAACUUUCAUUAUGUUGAAUCAUUAUAUUGAUUUUUUUUUCUUUGUUUUUGUUAUAUUGAAUUUUUUUAAGUUUAUUUCAUGUUAAAUAUUGCUUAAUGGGCUGGUCUGAUGGUGUGUGAAGUAAUGUUUUAUUUUUCCGUCAGUGAUUUUAUGUAGAUGCACUGUGACGCUGAGCAUAUAAAUAAACUUGCUUUCAAACUGCGAAGGUGACAAUCUCUGCUUCACUGAAUACGAUUAUAUAGACUGUAGGUGUGUGAGAUGCCUGCAGGUGGUCUGGUUUCCUCCCACACCAUCAGGUGAUGUCCUCAUGUUGAAUGACUCAUAUUCCUGGUUCUGCACUAUGCUUCUAGUAAUUGUAUAUAUGGAUAAAUGUGACUUGAUUCAAAAGAGUGCUUAUUGAAAAGAUUGCAAUAAUUUUUGCUUAAAAUUAUGGAAUGCAGUUAAAUAGCAAAAUUCCUUUUCCACAAAUUACAACAGGAUUUCAAAUUUAAACUAACUAUUAUGUUAAAUUUAAUAAUGGUAUUGUCCCGCUGUGCAUGUGCCGAUUAUCCUGAAUAUUAUCUGUCUGUUUAGUGUGUUUGAUACCGUAACAUUUUCACUAGCAGUAACAUGCAACAAAGACUUCAACAGCAAAAGCUUUGAGGGUAAUUACACUGCCCUCUUCUGGACAAAAUGCUCACAUCAGAUCUUUAGCAACUGCAGUAAUGAGCAUUACAUCCGUCCUCUGGACCUACUUCCCCCUGUUGAGUUCUGACAUAGAUUGUCACCAUCUUCUGAAAUCAAAGGAGUUCCAUGCCAAUUGUGCCUACUAUGAUGCUUAUAAUAUGUUAUUUAUAAGUAUUGUCUGGUUUUAUUAAAUAUAAAGUGUA